CGAGACCCUCCGCCUCCUGCAGCGCGCGGCUGUCGCCGUCGCCUCUGGGGAGGUUCUGAGGGGGGGGGGUGGAGGAGCCGGAACUGGUGAGAUGAAAAGUUGUUUUUUGUGACAUAUUUAUCACGCGGAUGAGAUACAAGUCAGUAAGCCAGCCAGGAGCUCAUGUCAUCAGGAACACCAACAGAAAGCACCAUGCCCCCUGAUGCGCCUGAGCUGGAAGCAGAGGUGAAGUUGUGUGAGAGGCAAGUAGAAAGACGGGAGGAAGGCACAGGCAAAGCAGAACGCCUUGAGCCCAUGUCCAAGAGGCAAAGGAAGAAACUACUGAAGCAAAAACACUGGGAAGAACAGAAGGAUCUCCGAAGGCAGAAACGAAAAGAAAAACGCCAGAAGAGAAAAUUAGAACGUCAGUCAAAAUCAGACACCAGUAAUGAAGGGAAUGACAGAAAGCGUAUGCGAAGGGAAGUUGUUCCCAGCACGCUUCGCCUCGUUGUGGACUGCAGCUUUGAUGACUUGAUGGUGCUAAAGCUUCUGGCUCAUGGUAAAGCAUUUUGUGGUGGUCUGUCUGAAGGACUAUGUAAAAACAAAAACAAAUUGUGUUGUAUACAGGAUGUUAAGAAGCUUCACAAGCAAAUUCAGAGAUGUUAUGCAGAAAAUCGCAAAGCAUUCCAUCCUGUGCAGUUCUACUUGACCAGCCAUGGGGGACAGCUGAAGAGCAAUAUGAAUGAAAAUGACAAAGGAUGGGUCAACUGGAAGGAUAUCCAAAUUAGAACAGAGCACUACAGUGAGCUAAUAAAGAAAGAAGACCUAGUGUACCUCACCUCAGAUUCCCCAGACGUUCUUGGUGAGCUUGACGAGAGGAAGGCUUAUGUGAUUGGAGGACUGGUGGAUCAUAAUCACCACAAGGGAAUUACUUACAAAAAAGCUGUAGAGCAAGGAAUCGGUCACGCACAGCUCCCUCUGGGAAGCUUUGUGAAGAUGAACAGUCGGAAAGUGUUAGCAGUCAAUCAUGUGUUUGAAAUCAUCCUUGCGUACCUGGAGAAGAGAGACUGGAAGGAGGCCUUUUUCAGUGUCUUGCCACAGCGGAAGGGGGCAGUUCCAUUGGGAGAAGCCAGUGAUUCAUCCCAACGUGCCCUAUGUGAGAAAGAAGGUGAAGACAAGGACUCAGACAGCAAUUAGCCUGCAGAAUAAGAAGAUGGGAAAGAUGAGACAUGGAGUUUGUGGGAUAACACUGAGACAUGAAGCAGUUAAGCUCUGAAGAUCAUCUGCUGCCCUUGUGAUACUUAUGUCUCAAUGCUUGGUAGCUUCAGAGUUGGGUCAAAGUUGUUCUUGGACAGAAAGGGUAAAAACAAAUGCAGUUUUUAUCCUGAAACUUCUAUAUUAAUAGCUUUAAAAAAUAAAUGAAUAGCAAAUGCAGAAUUUAUUUUGUUUACCAAGGAAGCUAUGUUAUUUAUGUGGUUUUUGUUUUUUUAAUAAUUGCUUGGAUUUACUACCCAAAAUACUGAAUCACUGUUUUAAUGUGUGCAUUCAUCUCUGUUUCAGUUCUAAGCAAUGAAUCCUGUGGCCUCAAAACCUGUAUCACUAGUGCCUGUUGCAAGGCAUUCAUUUAAAAACAGAAAUAACUCUGAUUUUCCUGAGCAUCUCAACAGACAGUCACAAGCAACUGGGCUGCCUUUAUCAGCUGAACCACUCCCAUUAUUCCCCCUGAUUUUUAGUUAGUUGUGGUCAGAGGAGGAAAUACAAGUGUGGGGUCAAGGCAUUGCUUAAUGCUUCAGUUUGAGUAAAUGGGGGUCUGUGUACAUGCAAAGCAUGUGCCUUGGCUGGGAUGUGAUACGUUUGUUGGUACGUGUGCAGUGAGUUUAGGUGGCAGUAUACCUGGGCUUUUUUGGUUGUUUGUUUUGUUGGUUUUUUUCCCCAUUCUAUUAACUGUGUUGUCUGUCAAGUGCUUUGCUUUUUUUUUUUCCCUUUUAAAAACCAUAGUUUCUGUCUUGAAGCUGCCAAUCAGUUUGUGCUUUUUCCAAGUUCAGAAAUGGACACUUCAGAGGUGUGGCUUUGCUUCUCACCUGUGAGAAUGUGCCCCAUUCCCUAGCUUUGUAGGGCCUGUCCAAGUAGCUGCUGGGGCAUUUUGGAAUGUGAAAAAGUAUGGCUCUCACACUGAUUGCUGAAGAGCUAAAACCCACCUUACUGUGACUGCUCAUCUCUGCUGACCUGGAAUCAGAGGAGAUGGAAAUGUGACUUUGUAUCUGUAUUCUUUCCUCUGUUACUGCUUUUUAAUUGACAAUGGAAGUGGGAUUCCAGCAGUCUUUGUGGUCCCAAAAGGGUUGGCAGCAAACUGGUCAUUAGUUCCUAAACCUCUCCCUAUAUUUCUAAAAUAUCCGCAGAAAAAGUUUCUUCUUUCAAAAUAGCUUUUUUUUUUCCUGAAGUAGUUCUUGGUUUAGUUUUGUUAGACUACGUAAAAACAUUCUUUUGUUCCAGCAAGAUUAGCUUCUUCAUAAAAGCACUGCUGGUAUUGUGUCUAACAAGAGCAGUGUAAGUAUGCCCACUAUUUAUUACACUGAGUUUUGACAAAAAUUUGUAUAACAGUCAAAUUGCAAGGAGGUACAUCUUUACAGCUGAGGCACUGAAUGUGAGUGUACAUAGCACCCAUCAAACCUGCUAUAAGAUGCUUCAGUCUCUUGAAGGUUUUUUUUAAUCACAGAAUGGCCAGGGUUGGAAGGGACCUCGAGGAUCAUGAACCUCCAACCCCCCUGCCACAUGCAGGGCCACCAACUUCCCCAUUUAAUACUAGACCAGGCUGCCCAGGGCCCCAUCCAGUCUGGCCUUGAACACCUCCAGGGACGGGGCAUCCAUAACCUCUCUGGGCAGCCUGUUCCAGCACCUCACCACUCACUCAGUAAGGAAUUUCCCCAACAUCCAACCUAAAUCUUCCCUCCCUCAACUUAAAACCAUUUCCCCUUGUUGUGCAGGUAUCAACCCUUUAAAAGAGUUGAUUCCCCUCCUCUUUGUAGGCUCCCUUUAGGCACUGAAAUGGUGCAACGCGGUCACCCUGCAGCCUUUUCUCCAGGCUGAACAAGCCCAGCUCCCUCAGCCUCUCUUUGUACGGGAGGUGCUGCAGGCCCCCGAUAAUCUUCGUGGCUCUCUUCUGGACUCUCUCCAACAGCUGUUCUUUUUGUACUGGGGGCUCCAUGCUUGGACUCAGUAUUCCAGAUACUGGGGGGGUCUCACGAGAGUAGGAUAGAGAGGGACAAUCACCUCCCUAUCCCUGCUGGCCACCCCUCUUUUGAUGGGGCUCAGGAUACCAUUUGCCUUCCGAGCCACAAGGGCACGCUGCUGGUUCAUGCACACUGUGGGCUCAUAGAUUUUAAGACUUACAUGUGUGCCUCAUUUAGGAGAUAAGCUGGGGACUUUAGAGACACUUGAACAGGUCCAGUGGCACUUUAUGAAAUUAUUCUGGUGACAAAGCAUUUUAGUUUCAUGAAGGAAUUGUAUUACAGCCUAAAAGACAGCCUGUCUUGCAUAUGCAGCAGUGAAAUCAGAAAAAUGCACAUUUUUAAAUCAAGCUGUUGCGAGUCUGGAGCUUUCCUACCUGUGGAUAAAUCCAGACCAUAUUCCUGUCCUAGCUUUAAUCUACAGGAUGUAUGAAUGACUGCAAGAUUUGAGUGAUGCCUACCUGCAGUGUUUCCAACAGAUUUGGAGUAAGUACCUGCAGCUUAGAGGUCCAGUAUCCCACUUAAUUCAACAGACAGUAGUUGCCUGUGGUACUGACAAGCAAAGAAAGCACGUAGCCAGACUGAUUGACACAAAGCAGGUGAAAGUUGUGAGCUUGUGAGAGACCUGGGCAAUGAUUGCCAGCAAGUUCUAAAGUCAGUGGGAUUUAUAUGGUCUUACAAAACAAAGAAGCACUGUCUGGAAGUGUCUCUUGGCUCCUGGUUCCUGUUUUCUAACACAUUUAACUUCAAAUUAGGAAAAGUCUAUCAUGUUGCUUUUGUAAAACUUCAAGUGUUGCUCCGUAAUAUUAUAGUAGUGAUAUUAUGACCAAUUGCUGGGUGUUCAUUCAUGUUGUCUAAAUCACUUUGGUCUUUGUGUCCUUUCUAGUGCCUUUGCCAGUAAUUUCUGUUGCUGUUGUUUACUUUUUCUCUGAUCAUGCUAACCUCACUGGUCAUACUAUGCUGAAGUCUGUGCAUCUUGUCAUGCACCGUCUCUACAAGAUGCUGUCCUCAGGUUGUGUUAACUGCUAGUUAACUGUAGAUGGAGCAGUAAGGACUUGUACUUCUUGUGAGGUAAUGAACUGGGCGAGAUUUUCUUCCUGAGCUUGGACAAAAUUAUCAACAAAAUGAUUGCAGCACAAAAGCGGGGAGACCUGUAGCUCCUGCUAUGAUGCAUCCACUCAACAGACAGACCAGGAAUGUCGUCCUCCUGUCUCUCUAGUAUCUUUUUGCUUUGUGGAAGUGUGGAAAGAUAGGACGGCCAUUUGUUGACAUCCCUGGGAGAAGCAUCCCGAGUAGCGUUGGCCUUGUCCUGUAUUUCACUCGGAUGUGUACGUUGUCCUUCUUAUAUUUUCCAGUUUCCCUGGACGUUUGACUGCCCCUGUGAAAAAGAGCACGGGCUUCCCAAGUAGUGCAUCUUACUACCUUGUCGCUCUGCAGUGGUGGGUG
Molecule: messenger RNA, 4652 nt
Organism: Lagopus muta (rock ptarmigan)
Lineage: Eukaryota; Metazoa; Chordata; Aves; Galliformes; Phasianidae
Gene: TRMT10A
Product: tRNA methyltransferase 10A
Biological process (GO): tRNA N1-guanine methylation
Cellular component (GO): nucleus; cytosol; nucleoplasm
Molecular function (GO): tRNA binding
Source: RefSeq, a predicted model, not a curated record